AUGGGCAUGGCCUACAUUGAGUGCCCUGAGCUGAGCUCGGUCUUUGGCUGCGACGUCGUCGCGCACGCCACGCAGGUGGGGGCCUUCGUCGAGGGGACAGAGGUAAACUUUGCAGUCACGCUGAAUGACGACAACAAGCCGCAAGCGUUGGGGCCUCAUUUGGGCUUAUUCGAUUGA
This is a messenger RNA of Effrenium voratum, 177 nucleotides long. The record is from the annotation of a GenBank genome assembly. NCBI's taxonomy places the organism in Eukaryota, Dinophyceae, Suessiales, Symbiodiniaceae.